Molecule: messenger RNA, 1512 nt
Organism: Cariama cristata (Red-legged seriema)
Lineage: Eukaryota; Metazoa; Chordata; Aves; Cariamiformes; Cariamidae
Gene: MAGT1
Product: magnesium transporter 1
Exons: 9
Coding region: 1-906 (301 amino acids)
Cellular component (GO): oligosaccharyltransferase complex
Source: RefSeq, a predicted model, not a curated record
AUGGUGUUGUCAGAAAAAGUGAACCAGCUAAUGGAGUGGGCUAGUAAAAGAUCUGUUAUUCGAAUGAAUGGAGACAAAUUUAGACGCCUUGUGAAGGCACCACCCAGAAAUUACUCGGUGAUUGUGAUGUUCACUGCUCUUCAGCCUCACAGACAGUGUGUCGUGUGCAAGCAAGCUGAUGAGGAAUACCAGAUUCUGGCAAACUCGUGGCGAUAUUCCAGUGCAUUUACCAAUAAGAUUUUUUUUGCUAUGGUAGAUUUUGAUGAAGGCUCAGAUGUAUUUCAGAUGUUAAACAUGAAUUCUGCUCCUACCUUCAUUAACUUUCCUGCUAAAGGGAAGCCUAAGCGGGGUGACACAUACGAACUUCAGGUGCGUGGCUUUGCUGCUGAACAGCUUGCUCGUUGGGUGGCUGACAGAACUGAUGUCAAUAUUCGUGUGAUAAGGCCACCAAACUAUGCUGGACCGUUGAUGUUAGGACUGCUGCUGGCUGUCAUCGGAGGCCUCAUAUAUUUGCGUGGAAGCAAUCUGGAUUUUCUGUAUAACAAAACUGGCUGGGCUUUUGCUGCUUUGUGUUUUGUGUUAGCAAUGACAUCAGGCCAGAUGUGGAACCACAUUAGAGGUCCACCCUAUGCUCAUAAGAAUCCCCAUACAGGACAAGUGAACUAUAUCCAUGGAAGCAGCCAAGCCCAAUUUGUGGCAGAAACACACAUUGUUCUUCUGUUUAAUGGCGGUGUUACUUUAGGAAUGGUACUCCUCCAUGAAGCUGCUACUUCUGACAUGGAUGUUGGGAAAAGAAAGAUUAUGUGUAUUGCUGGCAUUGGCUUGGUGGUGCUUUUCUUCAGCUGGUUGCUUUCUGUCUUCAGAUCCAAAUACCAUGGCUACCCAUACAGUUUCCUAAUGAGUUAAAGGAUUCCAGAAUCUGUAACAUCAGAAAGGUGGCAACUGAUAUUGGAUGGAAUGGAAUGGAAGAGCUAAAUAUGUAUGGUUCGUGCUACCUCUCUUUACACUGAAUGAGAUAGUUAAACACUGAACCAAAGACAAUAUGUAGUGCCUUAAAUAUAACAAGCAAUUUGCUCUGAAGGACAGAGUAUUAAGAUGCAAUCUCUUUUUCAUAAGCUUUACAUCUUAAACAACUCUAUUUCUAGUGAAAUUCAAAACUUAAUGCUUAGGACUACAUUUCCAUAGACUAACUAGAAACAGUACUUUAAGUUCAAUUGGAUAAUCUGUUUUCCAUAUGUUUCUUUUUCCCUCAAAUAUUUAUCACUUUAUUUCCUGUUUGUGUAUAGGAGGUGACAAUAGCUUCUCUGUCAUGCCUUCUCACAGUUGAGAAAACAUCUUCGUGUACCUGGAAACCUUUUCCUUCAGUCUGUGUGCAACCCUUGGAGCAUACUCCGUACUCCAGUGUGGAAUGUGCAUAUCCUAGAGCUGUAUCUCAUUUUUGAGAAGAGUACUUAACUGCUGUAUGAUGCAAGAGGUUGUUUCACGGAGGAAGGGAGAGUUUUCAACCGGUAG